UCUGUAUUGACUUGGCAAAUGGCAAUUGUCAAUGUCAUUAUUGUGUAAAAAAAAAAUCGUGUUGAUUUUUGCAAAUGAAUUGCAAUUAUUUUCAUUCUUUUCUUUGCUGAAAAUAAAAGAACAAACCCAUCAAAAUGUUUCAGUUUGGGUUCAACAUGUUUCAUGAGAUGACGAGACCGUUCAUCAUGACUUAUAGAUGCUUCUCGGUUUCGAUGAUGCCUGGAAAUGAACGGCAAGACGUUGAAAGAGGAGGAAAGAUUAUUAUGCCACCGUCUGCUUUAGAGCUUUUAACAAGGUUAAACAUAGAGUACCCAAUGAUAUUUAAGUUAACUAACAAGAAAACUAAAAGAAUAACACAUUGUGGAGUAUUGGAGUUUGUUGCAGACGAGGGAUAUGUAUAUCUACCACAUUGGAUGAUGGCAAACUUGGUGCUAGAAGAAGGAGCCCUUAUACAAAUAGAAAGUGUCUCUCUACCAGUUGCCACUUUCUCCAAAUUCCAACCACUCUCAGAAGACUUUCUUGAUAUCACCAAUCCAAAAGCAGUACUAGAAAACUGUUUAAGAAACUUCUCGUGUCUAACAACUGGUGAUGUGAUAGCAAUUAAAUACAAUUCCAAGGUUUAUGAGCUUUGUGUUCUGGAGACACAGCCAGGCAAUGCAGUCAUUAUAAUUGAAUGUGACAUGAAUGUGGAGUUUGCACCACCAGUUGGCUACAAAGAAGAAGACCACAUAACAAGAGGAGAAGGCAGCUCGGAAGUGACGGGCAUGGAGGAGGACCCGGCAACAAUGAUGCCAGAGCCCGAUGGCUUUGUGGCAUUCAGUGGGGAGGGAAACCGGUUAGAUGGCAAGAAGAAAAAACUUAUUAGUGAAAGUGAUUCAGAGCCACAGGCCUCUAAUUCUAGACAACCAUACGUUCGAGGCAUACCAGAUUAUGAUUAUGUGAUUGGCACAUUAAGAUUCAUCAGAAAUUCCAGACCAGUCAGUGCCAAGGAGGAGACUCCACCAGAAGAACCAUUCCAAGCAUUUAAGGGUGAAGGAUUCACUCUACGAACUAGCAAACCUAAGAACUGAGUAGCUUUACUAGCUUUUGCAUGAUCUACCAUAAGUUUUAUUGUAUUUUUGUUAAAUUUUUGUACAUAAAAUAUUAGACUUUGUACUAAAACAUUACACAAUUUACAAUUGAGAAAAAUAGAAAUAAGUAUCCUUCCUUUGUAAUCGGGCUGAAAUAAUUGUAAACCAUUCAUGGAAAUUAGUAAUUCAGUUAAAACACUUAUUGAUUUAGAAUCAAGUUCAAAUUAUUAUUGUAAUUUAUUCUUAAUUAAAAGAGAAAUAACAAUGAUUCAUUUGAUAAAA
Messenger RNA from Bicyclus anynana (squinting bush brown), 1352 nucleotides. RefSeq names its product ubiquitin fusion degradation protein 1 homolog (gene Ufd1-like). The transcript is spliced from 7 exons. NCBI's taxonomy places the organism in Eukaryota, Metazoa, Arthropoda, Insecta, Lepidoptera, Nymphalidae. Gene Ontology annotation, cellular component: VCP-NPL4-UFD1 AAA ATPase complex. Gene Ontology annotation, molecular function: polyubiquitin modification-dependent protein binding. Bases 135 to 1070 code for a protein of 311 amino acids. The record is from RefSeq and is a predicted model, not a curated record.